Molecule: messenger RNA, 2602 nt
Organism: Leptopilina heterotoma
Lineage: Eukaryota; Metazoa; Arthropoda; Insecta; Hymenoptera; Figitidae
Gene: Trc8
Product: protein TRC8 homolog
Exons: 5
Coding region: 488-2497 (669 amino acids)
Biological process (GO): ERAD pathway
Cellular component (GO): endoplasmic reticulum; endomembrane system
Molecular function (GO): ubiquitin protein ligase activity
Source: RefSeq, a predicted model, not a curated record
UUUUUCGGGAAGUUUCAGAAAAUCAUGCUGAAACAAUGGAAGUCUGGUUCUAUCAUUGUGAUUUUUCGUGUAGAAUUUGAAACUUUAGUUGAUAGAAAUUGUAUUUUUUUUCAAUUCAAAGAGAAUUUGACGACUUGUAGUGUAAAUGAAAAAGUGAUAAAUAAUUUAUAAUUAAAAUUUAAUCGGAUUUGUAUAUUGUAUAUGAAAAACAUUCAAGAUUUUUCUACUAUACAUACUUUUACAUUUAUUAUUAGGACAUUUAUUUGAAUUGUUAAUUUCAAAUUUUUAAUUCUAUAAAUUUAAUAUUCCAAUUGUUUUAAAUCGAUAAAUAAAAAGAUAAGUUGUACGUGGUUUGUGAGGAAUUUAAAAAUAGUGUCAGAAAACAAGUAGGAAAUUUUACUUUUCCGGAAUACUGUAAAUUAUUAUUUACAGAAUUUAAAAGUAACUUAAGAUGAGAAGGAAUUUUUAAGAAAACAAAGAGGAAAAAAUGGAAAUAACAAUGCGUGAGUGGAUGAUGAGUUUUGCAGACGUGAUAAUGAGGGUUCCACCUCUUUUCGUGAUCGACGAGCUAUUAAGGAUUUGUCCUGGUUUUUCGGGACAAAGUAGUUCCGAAAUGGAGAAAAUGGGCAACAAUAAUUUUACCAUGAUGAAUGUAUCGGACUCGUUUAUCGGCGUAAUAGCGUCGGCUUCAUCCGAACCAUUUUUACAACACUUGAGCCUUAAUGCAUACCAGAUUUAUUUCAUGACAGCCUUCAAAGUCAUUGCCUGUUGCCUAGGAUGCAUUGCAUCUCUAUGCAUGUUUAUGCAUUUCACGAAGCAUCUCGUCAUUGUAUAUUUGUACCUGAUAUCUGUGGGAGUAAUAUUCAUAUCAUAUUGGUCGAACGUUAGUACAAUCAAGGCAACAAUUGCGUAUUUAAAUGCACACGAGGGAUUAACAUGCAUUUUGGAGGAUGUCUUGAGUUUAAAUAUAAAGGAGCUAUUUCAGUAUGGUCCGGGUUAUCUUAUCCUGCAGAAUUACGUUCUUCAAAGUCUCAUGUCGACAAUUUUUUGCUACAAUCACCUCGCUCCAAGGCAUCCAUUGGUUCAGAAAUUAAUCAACAUCAGCUUCAUGGCGCCCUCAAUACUGGCAAUUCAUCCAUUAUCCACAUUUGUCCUGCACCACACUCCGGUGCUAGCGACGCUUCUUCCUUUAGGAGUCUGCAAGUUCGUCAUCUGGUAUCAUGGAAUGUCGAUAUUGAAGACAAUCUACAUGGGCUAUCAACACGUGCGGAACUUCAUCCGCAACUACGGCCUCUCCGCUCUCGCCGAAUCGGAAUGGAAUCGCCUCAACGUUCCGUGCGUUCUGCGAACAUUCUGGCUCCUCCGAGUUCUAGAGCAGGUGAUCCAAAUAAUGGGAAAUCACUAUCAAGAGGACACUUUCACGUACUACUUGAUGCUGCGAACUCUUCUCGUCAACGGCUGCGAGACAUUGACGUCCCUUCUCGGAAUGACGAGUAUCAUCUCCCUGAUCUGCCACUACAUUGGCACCUUCUUCCGCUGGGUGCUUCUCACAGCCGACGAGGACGACAAGAACAUGGGCACAGUGUCCGCAAUUUUAUUCUACAUUCUCGCUCUUCAGACCGGCCUCACGAGUCUCGAUCGCGAGAAACGCCUCCUACGACUGUACCGCAACUUCUGUCUUCUCUUCACCGCAAUUCUUCACUUUGUGCAUAACACCGUGAAUCCCUUGCUGAUGUCGCUAAGUGCUUCCCAUAAUCCAGCUCUUCACAGACAUCUCCGGGCACUCGCCGUCUGCACAUUUCUCAUCUUUUUCCCGACAACUCUACUGAUCUUCCUCUGGUCACAUUUCACCAUCAGCACCUGGAUGCUCGCCGUGUCCGUCUUCAGCAUCGAGGUCAUUGUCAAAGUCCUCGUCUCACUCUCAAUCUACUUCCUAUUUCUCUUCGACGCCUAUCGAAGCAUCUUCUGGGAGCAGCUCGACGACUGCGUCUACAUCAUUAGAUCCUUCGGCAACACCGUCGAAUUCGCCUUCGGAGUCAUUCUCUUCUUCAAUGGCCUCUGGAUUCUCAUUUUCGAGUCCGGCGGUGCAAUCCGAGCGGUGAUGAUGUGCAUUCACGCCUACUUCAACAUCUACUGCGAGGCAACCGCCGGAUGGAAUAUUUUCAUGAAGCGUCGAGCUGCCGUCAAUAAGAUAAAUUCCCUUCCGGAAGCGAACGCCGAGCAACUGCGAAGAUUGAACGACGUCUGCGCAAUUUGCUACCAGGAAAUGCAAAGUGCGAAGAUAACAAAGUGCAGCCACUUUUUCCACGGCGUUUGCUUGAGAAAAUGGCUCUACGUACAGGACAGAUGUCCGCUUUGUCACGAUAUUUUGUACAAGGUGGAGAACAAGAAUAAAACUACGACUGACACGAGACAGGAGGGCGAGAAUGAAACGGAGAAUCCGGUGCUCGAAGAGGUGCCGGAGAAUAAUUCUGUGCUCGGACAGAGAGAGCAAUAGGUAACGGAGAAACUGUGUUGUUACUACAUUGUGAUAUAAAUUAUACAAUAAAUUGUAAAGAAAAAAAAUCGAGCCUAAAAAAAGUGUAGCACUUCGACUCUAGAA